AUGGCCAAUAUUGACGCGACGCAAACACCCACUGCGGAGGGUGUGGACCCUAUAAUUGAUGAUGGUGACGAAUUUGAAUCGAAGGAAAUUCAGCUCAUGAAGCAACGGGUCGAGGAAAUGGAACGUGAAGCAAAAAAACUGAGGGAGCUGCAGGCAGCUGCAGAGUCGGCAAAUGGAGGAUCUGCUACUGAGGCGGACCAAGGUGUUCCGAUGGAGACUGAGGAAGAAAAGUCUAUCGCCGACGGCCGGAGCGUAUUUGUUGGCAAUGUGGACUAUGGGGCAACCCCAGAAGAGAUCCAAGCGCACUUCCAGGCUUGCGGGACGAUCAAUCGUGUAACUAUUCUGUGCGACAAGUUCACCGGACACCCUAAAGGGUUCGCAUAUGUCGAAUUCGCCGAGCUUGAACACAUAGAUGCAGCAUUAGCUAUGGACAAUUCCUUAUUCCGUGGACGAUUAAUAAAAGUACUUGUGAUGCUUUCCGAGCAUCACGGACUAAUGUUCCUGGUUUCAACCGGGGGAGAGGGCGGGGAAGUGGUUACCGCGGUGGAUAUCGAGGUGGUCACCGUGGUGGGUACGGGUACAGCCCCUAUAGAGCACGCGGCAGAGGGCGCGGGCGUGGAUUCUAAUUGCAAAACUGAGGACCUUGACGCGCACAGCGUCAGCGCGUGUGUGGCCCUUCGUAUCCUAACAUUCGUCAGACAUUUGUCGAGCAAUACUACGGUAUAUCCUUUCUCGAAGGCUGUCAUACUUCCGCCGCCGUCGCCAGCAAUACCUGCUUCCCAGAUGGAGGCUUUGCGCCAAGGGAAAGGCAUAAUGGCUUACUUGCAAAAAAGUCUCCCGCAUCCUGCAAAACAAAAAUGGCUUGCUACAUGGUUUGCCAGAAGACAUCCGGACCGACUUCUUCCUGGUUCGGUACUGUCGGUCAGCCUCGAGCAUGCACCUACUACUUUCUCUGGGGUUCUGCUGUCCAUACGACGGCGGGGCCCUGACACAUCCUUUAUCCUGCGGAAUGUCAUACAACGGACAGGCGUGGAGAUGCAGUUUUUUGUUAAUUCGCCGCAUGUGAAGGAUAUCAAAAUUUUGCAGAGAGCUGGUGGCAGAGGUGGAAAGGAGGGAAGACGACAGCGACGGGCCAAAUUAUUCUUCCUCAGAGACACACCAGAGAAGAUGACUGCUAUCUCUGCGGGUGUGAAGUCCUGA
This is a messenger RNA of Suillus subalutaceus, 1200 nucleotides long. RefSeq lists its product as uncharacterized. Gene Ontology annotation, biological process: translation. NCBI's taxonomy places the organism in Eukaryota, Fungi, Basidiomycota, Agaricomycetes, Boletales, Suillaceae. Gene Ontology annotation, molecular function: structural constituent of ribosome; RNA binding. Gene Ontology annotation, cellular component: ribosome. The transcript has 7 exons. The record is from RefSeq and is a predicted model, not a curated record. The coding region runs from base 1 to 1200 and encodes 399 amino acids.